Coffea eugenioides is the source of this 2222-nucleotide messenger RNA. RefSeq names its product serine/threonine-protein kinase PEPKR2. Gene Ontology annotation, cellular component: cytoplasm; nucleus. The transcript is spliced from 4 exons. Gene Ontology annotation, biological process: intracellular signal transduction; protein autophosphorylation; peptidyl-serine phosphorylation. NCBI's taxonomy places the organism in Eukaryota, Viridiplantae, Streptophyta, Magnoliopsida, Gentianales, Rubiaceae. Gene Ontology annotation, molecular function: calmodulin binding; ATP binding; calcium-dependent protein serine/threonine kinase activity. Bases 493 to 1938 code for a protein of 481 amino acids. The record is from RefSeq and is a predicted model, not a curated record.
AAACAUAUUAAAAAAGAAAAAUCUAACAAUUAAAAAAUCCUUUUUUCCCUUCGGAUGAUUACAUAUCCUCUUUUGUUACUAUGUUGAUUCUUAAACCUUGGGGAAUUAGAGAAAGAACCAACUUCUGGAGUCUGUACAAAUUGAAGGUGUUCACAUAAUAUAAUAGGACGCGUUCCUUUUCUCUCAUUGUAUUUUUCCGACAGCCAAAUCAUCCACAAUCAUAAACAUUCCUAAUCCUAAGCAACAAUUUCCUUCCAAUCCAUCCUAUAUGAUCUUUCCUUCCCUUGAAGGUAUAUAGGGUUCUUUUUUUGGAUCUCAACCUGUCCCUCUUCCUAUACCAUAAAAGCAAAUCCAACCCAUAAAGAAUCCCAUAUUUUCUGUCUCAUCUUUCCUUACCUCAUCUGGGUUUUGUCCCUCAAUCCGAAAGGAUUGAAGUUCCUGAGCAUCUCUGGUGCAUGUUCUUGUUUUGAAUUUAAGUUUUUAAUCUGAUUAAUGAGAAAGAAGAGGAAAGGGAGUGAAAUUUUAGGCCCAAAACAGAUUGGGGCUUUCGAGGGAUCCCAUGAUCUUAAUUCAUCGGUAUCGAAUUUACGAUUUCAUUACUCUUUAGAAGAUUAUUCAAGGUUGAAAAAGAGAUGCAAGGAAGAGGGUGAUGGUGGGGUCGGGGGUUGUGAAAUUGUUAAGUCAUGUAAAAGUACUAGGCUUGCUGGCAUUGCUGCCACAGCGCCACCAUGCGGGGCCUCGUCCAUAGGGUUAUCGGGUCGAGGGCUUAAGCGGAAGAUAGGGUGUAUAGAUACCGCAACUCAAACUGGUAGGAAGAAUAAGCUUGAGGAUGAUUAUGAGUUGGUGGACAAGAUUGGGAGAGGAAAAUUUGGAUCAGUUUGGUUGUGUAGGAGUAAGGUUACUGGGGUACAAUUCGCAUGUAAAACACUGAAGAAAGGUGAGGAGACUGUUCAUAGAGAGGUGGAGAUAAUGCAGCAUUUAUCAGGCCAUCCUGGUGUGGUGACAUUGGAGGCAGUCUAUGAGGAUGAUGAAAGUUUUCAUUUGGUGAUGGAACUAUGUUCUGGUGGGAGGUUGAUUGAUCAGAUGGCCAGGGAAGGCCUGUACUCUGAGCACCAGGCUGCUAAUAUAUUUAAGGACUUGAUGCUGGUAAUCAAGUAUUGCCAUGAAAUGGGGGUUGUGCAUAGGGAUAUAAAGCCUGAAAACAUUCUUCUAACUACUUCUGGAAAGAUAAAGCUUGCAGAUUUUGGCUUGGCUGUGAGGAUUGCCAAUGGUCAGAGAUUAACUGGUUUGGCUGGAAGUCCAGCUUAUGUUGCACCUGAAGUUAUAGUGGGGGAUUACUCUGAGAAAGUGGAUAUAUGGAGUGCUGGUGUUCUUUUACAUGCUCUCUUGGUUGGUGUUCUCCCAUUUCAAGGAACCUCCUUGGAUGCUGUGUUUGAGGCAAUUAAGAAUGGCGAGCUUGAUUUCCAUUCAGAAACAUGGAAAUCAGUCUCUAAACUUGCAAGAGAUCUCCUGGAGCGUAUUCUUACUAGGGAUGCGGCGGCAAGAAUAACUGCUGAUGAAGUGCUAUGUCAUCCAUGGAUUUCAUUCUACACUGAGAGGAUGUUGAAGACUCUGCCUAUCAAGUCAAAGGUUAGGCUUCAUUUUGGUGGCGCAUCUACUCCAAUGUCAGCUACUGCAGGAAGAUUGCAGCUGGAUAGCAAUAGAAGAGGUGAUACACCCACUGAGGAUGCAAGUCCUGUUUCAUCACUGGAGAGUCUUCCUAAAGAUUUAGGGGAGCAAGAUGACUCGGGUUUAGUUGAUGCACUUGCGGUUGCAAUUUCACAUGUAAGGAUAUCUGAGCCUAAAAGGAGCAGGCUGUGUGGUCAUGGUCCCAGCAGUCCGAUACGGGAGCAGCACUCCUCUAACAUGAAGGCUGGCAGCCUCUGCAAAGCAUUUUGACUCUCGUGUACAUAAAGCUGACAGGACCAAGUCUGCCUUAAUUAACCAACUAGCUGCAGUUUCUACAGCUAAGAGGGUUUCCACCCAAUAACCUACCUCCUACGACUUUCUGGGAUUAAUCUAGAUUGACUUGUAAUGGUUUAGGCUGACAGUUCUGCUUACAUGAUUUAAGCAAUAAAUCUGAUGUACAUACAGAGAAUCUGUAAAUAGAUUAACGUUGUAUGGCCCGUUUCAUGCACAUGCUGUGCUGACUAAUGAAGUGAUUUGCUGCUUAUGUUGUUAAA